AUGGCGUCUGAGGCAAACAAUUUCACUUCUAUCUAUCUAUCUAUCUAUCUAUCUAUCUAUCUAUCUAUCUAUCUAUCUAUGAUACUCUGUUCAUCUAUCUCUAUGCAACUCCCAGUCUAUUCAUAUCUAUCUAUCUAUCUAUCUAUCUAUCUAUCUAUCUAUCUAUCUAUCUAUCUAUCUAUCUAUCUAUCUAUGAUACUCUGUUCAUCUAUCUCUAUGCAACUCCCAGUCUAUUCACAUCUAUCUAUCUAUCUAUCUAUCUAUCUAUCUAUCUAUCUAUCUAUCUAUCUAUCUAUGAUACUCUGUUCAUCUAUCUCUAUGCAACUCACAGUCUAUUCACAUCUAUCUAUCUAUCUAUCUAUCUAUCUAUCUAUCUAUCUAUCUAUCUAUGAUACUCUGUUCAUCUAUCUCUAUGCAACUCCCAGUCUAUUCACAUCUAUCUAUCUAUCUAUCUAUCUAUCUAUCUAUCUAUCUAUCUAUCUAUCUAUCUAUCUAUCUAUGAUACUCUUCUAUUCAUCUAUCUAUUCAUCUAUUCAUCUAUCUAUCUAUCUAUCUAUCUAUCUAUCUAUCUAUCUAUCUAUCUAUCUAUCUAUGAUACUCUGUUCAUCUAUCUCUAUGCAACUCCCAGUUUAUUUACAUCUAUCUAUCUAUCUAUCUAUCUAUCUAUCUAUCUAUCUAUCUAUCUAUCUAUCUAUGAUACUCUGUUCAUCUAUCUCUAUGCAACUCCCAGUCUAUUCACAUCUAUCUAUCUAUCUAUCUAUCUAUCUAUCUAUCUAUCUAUCUAUCUAUCUAUCUGUGGAGCAUGCAUUAGUAAGCUAA
This is a messenger RNA of Acanthosepion pharaonis, 819 nucleotides long. The record is from the annotation of a GenBank genome assembly. NCBI's taxonomy places the organism in Eukaryota, Metazoa, Mollusca, Cephalopoda, Sepiida, Sepiidae.